AUGUAUGGACUAAUUAGUAGGAAUUGUGAGAUUCGAUGUGUAUUGACGUUACAACGAGUUCACUGCUUACGACGCAACGGCUCUACCACUAAGAACUGCAUGCCACGUCUAGGGCUGGAUGCCCGGAUAAUGAAAAUCAUAGACGUGCCAUCAAGAGGAGUGCCAUCCCUAUGCAACGGAAAAGUAGAUCUAUUUCCAAAAAAACAGCAGUCUGUAACGAAAAUAAAGACAAUGUCAAAUCUUCAAGCGGAAAUGGAAUCAGUGUCAGGUGCAAUCCUUGUCUACAAGUUUCCCUGGAUGAAGCAUUUACGGUUUAUUUCUCGUCUCAAACAAUUUCAAGCAGGAUGCGUCAUUUUACUUAUAUUUCCAAUCAGUUAUUGGCAUCAUCAAGGACUACUAGACGACUUCAACGUUGUAGCAGGCGUUACAGCUGCAACAGCAACAACCAUCAUGCUAUUCAUAAUCAGCUAUUUUUCCCGACGGAUUGUUGGUGAACUACGAUUUCAUCCACAUACUGGAAUGGUUCAAUUGUCAACGCUGACGUUUUGGAGUCGGAGGCAAAAUCAAGCAUUCCAUUGCAGUGACAUCAUUCCUAUGAGUGAAACUCAGUCAAACACAGCAAAGACAUGGCAGAAACUAGAGAUCUUUGACCAUUCAGAUAUUUACCUUUACAGUCUUAGAUUAGGGAAGAUUUAUCACCAGGAGCUACUCCGUCAAUUGCUGGGUAUACAACAAAGAGAAUCACUAGACUGAUUCUUGAGAUUAGAAAGAGGGAG
This is a messenger RNA of Corticium candelabrum, 776 nucleotides long. RefSeq names its product transmembrane protein 186-like. Bases 1 to 753 code for a protein of 250 amino acids. NCBI's taxonomy places the organism in Eukaryota, Metazoa, Porifera, Homoscleromorpha, Homosclerophorida, Plakinidae. The record is from RefSeq and is a predicted model, not a curated record. The transcript has a single exon. Gene Ontology annotation, cellular component: mitochondrion.